Messenger RNA from Metschnikowia bicuspidata var. bicuspidata NRRL YB-4993, 1440 nucleotides. RefSeq lists its product as uncharacterized. The record is from RefSeq and is a predicted model, not a curated record. The coding region runs from base 1 to 1440 and encodes 479 amino acids. Gene Ontology annotation, cellular component: endoplasmic reticulum. The transcript has a single exon. Lineage: Eukaryota; Fungi; Ascomycota; Pichiomycetes; Serinales; Metschnikowiaceae. Gene Ontology annotation, biological process: GPI anchor biosynthetic process.
AUGGCCCGGCUGAAACUCUCUGUGCUUACGUGGCUCGUCACUGCAAUAACACUAGUUUUAAACGUAUUCGUAUACUUCUACCCGGAUAUAGUCAAUUACCCGCAUCAGUGUCAAUGGCACAAUACCAGCGUGCGGAGCAAGUAUGCAAUUGUGAACGCUUUCUUGCCCAAGGCUCCAUGGAUGGAAACCGUCUUGCUUAAUUUCCCAAGCCUUCAGGAGCGCAAAGCUCAUAACGCCUACGAACAUGGUCGUGUUUCUGAUAUCAACAUGCUAGCGUUCGGUGAUCCCCAAAUCAACGGCAACUGGGCCAGCACACCAUACAUCAAACGGCUCGAUAACUAUGGCAACGACUACUACUUGGGCCAUAUAUAUAACAUCAUGAAACGCCGAUUGCAGCCCAGUCACGUGGCGGUGAUGGGCGACCAGUUUUCGCUGCAAUGGAUCUACGAUUCCGAGUUCUACAACCGCACGCGUCGCUUUGUGGAGCGAUUGUUUCCUCGUGGUGCUGCUUACAAAAAAACUGUGCUUGACACGUGGGCAAAGCACGAAGAUUAUGACUGGCAAGCUUGGCUGGAGAGAGAGGAAAAGUUAGACCCUCGCGACCGGUUCUUGUCACGCUCAUAUCGGGAUAUAUAUGACUGGUAUCUCCCUGACUCACCGCAGCCUAACUUUGAGAACCCUUUGUUCAUAAACUUGACAGGAAACCACGACGUAGGCUAUAGCGGAGACGCCACGUGGCAACAUAUGGCGAGGUUCCAUCUACUUUUUGGUCAGAACAACUAUGUCAUCACAUACAACGCCGGAUUGCCUGAAGAAUGGCGUCUUGUGGUCUUGGACUCGCUCAUGUUGGAGGGCCCGGCCCUCCAAGAGCAAUUUAGAGAGUACACAUGGUCGUUUUUGGAGAACUUGAAGCAGUCCAAUGCUGGCUUCAAAGGCUCCACGAUCUUACUCACCCACAUCCCUUUCUACAAAAAGUCAGGCUUGUGUGCUGACGGGCCUGAGCAUAUCUACUACGACGAGAACUACGAAAGAGAGCCAUACAAGAAUGGCAAGCUUCGGUCGCAGAACCAUCUCUUAUACGAAACUACUCAGCAAGUUUUGGACAUAGUCUUUCCUAAUGCCGACAAAGAAGGUAUUAUCUUGACUGGACAUGAUCAUGUCGGUUGCGAUACGUGGUACAGCCAUAUAAACGGUGAGUGGGUAUCCGACCAUGAGAAGAAGCAGAGUGACCGUAAACAUAUCCACGAAGUGGUGGUGCGUGCCAUGAUGGGAGAGUUUGAUGGGCAGACGGGCUUGGUGACGGGCCAGUUCGACUAUGCUGAAUCUGCAUGGAAGUUCGAGUUCACGUACUGUUCAUUUGUGAUCCAGCAUGUGUGGUGGGCUUCCAAGGUUACGCUUCUUUUGGCUGUGCUCUUACAUUCGUUUAGCUUUGCUUUCUGA